Molecule: messenger RNA, 327 nt
Organism: Laetiporus sulphureus 93-53
Lineage: Eukaryota; Fungi; Basidiomycota; Agaricomycetes; Polyporales; Laetiporaceae
Exons: 1
Biological process (GO): DNA integration; DNA recombination
Molecular function (GO): DNA binding
Source: RefSeq, a predicted model, not a curated record
UUUGCUUUCGAAACGGAUGAUGGCAACUGGGCCCCUAUGACACGGCCCUGGUUCCUAAACCAUUGUAAUGCCAUCUGGACCUCAGCCGGUCUGUGUUCCAUGACUGGGCACUCAUUCCGUAUAGGUGGCGCAACUGAACUGCUUCUCCAUGGCACGCCGCCGGAUGUCAUUGCCGUGCAAGGGCGGUGGAAGUCGCACGCCUUCUUAGAUUACCGGCGUCGCAUCGAGCAAAUCCUUCCUGUUUUCAUUACAAAUUCAUUUGAUCGUUCUCGUGUAGACCUCGUCCGGACCUCUGUAGCAAAAUUUCAUGUGAAGUACUCUCAUUAG